Penicillium soppii is the source of this 324-nucleotide messenger RNA. RefSeq names its product cyclin-dependent protein kinase regulatory subunit CKS1. Gene Ontology annotation, molecular function: ubiquitin binding; protein kinase binding; histone binding. The record is from RefSeq and is a predicted model, not a curated record. Gene Ontology annotation, biological process: regulation of mitotic cell cycle. The coding region runs from base 1 to 324 and encodes 107 amino acids. NCBI's taxonomy places the organism in Eukaryota, Fungi, Ascomycota, Eurotiomycetes, Eurotiales, Aspergillaceae. Gene Ontology annotation, cellular component: cyclin-dependent protein kinase holoenzyme complex; SCF ubiquitin ligase complex. The transcript has 4 exons.
AUGGACAUCGACCCUGUCAGACGCAACAAGAAGCCUCGUCUCCUCUUGGAGACGGAGCGCGAAAAGCUUGAUGAAUUUGUGGACUCUAUCCAUUACUCGGCAAGAUACAAUGACGACAAGUUCGAAUACCGUCAUGUGCAGCUCCCCAAGAACAUGCUGAAGAAAAUCCCCGCGGAAUACUUUGAUAGUGCCAAAGGCACUCUGAAAUUGCUUUGGGAGGAAGAAUGGCGCGCCCUGGGCAUUACACAGAGCUUGGGAUGGGAGCAUUAUGAGGUGCACGAGCCGGAACCUCACAUUCUACUGUUCAAGUUGGCGCCCUCUUAA